AUGGCGGAUAUGCGAGAGCACUACUGGAUCCCUAGGUGCCGACAGCUUGUGAAGAAAAUUCUGCACCAGUGUACAGCGUGCGCACGGCACAGAGCUAAACCAGCAACCGCACCCGUAGCACCACUUCCGGGAGACCGAGUAUCGCAAAGUGGACCAUUCGACGUGAUCGGGGUGGACUUUGCCGGGCCCUUGUACGUGAAGUCUGAGGAUGGAGAAGAUCAAAAGGCGUACAUCGCCCUAUUCACCUGUGCGGUUACUCGAGCCGUCCACCUCGAGUUGGUCUCCAGAAUGACGACACCAAGUUUUCUAUUAGCCUUUCGACGUUUCACAGCACGACGCGGCGUUCCUUCCGUAAUCUAUUCGGACAACGCUACGACCUUCAAGAAAGCAGAGAAGGAAAUUUGGAAGGCGUUGAAAGGCCAGGGUUUCCAGGACCACCUCGCCGAUCACAAGAUUCACUGGAAGUACAUAAUUGAACGGGCGUCGUGGUGGGGCGGCUUCUGGGAACGCCUGGUCAGAAGUGUGAAGACAGCCUUAAGGAAGACCCUCGGGAAAAACAGGCUCACCUUCGAGGAGCUGACGACCGUUCUGCACGGUGUCGAGGCGGUCAUUAACUCUCGACCCCUUACGUUUGUGAACGACAGCCCUGCUGACGAAGGACCGCUUACCCCGGCCCACUUCUUGGUGGGAAAAAGGACAACUUCGCUUCCACCACUGGACGUCGUACCUCCGAGACCAUCCACUGACACACGUAACCGGUGGUUGCUUCACCAGCAGAUGAUCGACAGCUUCUGGAGGCGGUGGCGGAACGAAUACCUCCUUCAACUGAGGUCUGCGCACCAGGUCCCAGCGGUUCACGGACGUAACUUGCUGCGAGUGGACGACUUGGUCAUCGUCCACAGUGAGCGGCUGCCACGACACAUGUGGAAGACUGGACGAAUAGUUGGACUAUUCUUCGGUAGAGACAAUAAUGUCCGCGCCUGUGCAGUGAAAAUGGGUGAUGGAACAGUACUACGAAGACCGGUCCAGUUGUUAUAUCCGCUAGAGAUUCGUUAG
Ornithodoros turicata is the source of this 1056-nucleotide messenger RNA. RefSeq lists its product as uncharacterized. NCBI's taxonomy places the organism in Eukaryota, Metazoa, Arthropoda, Arachnida, Ixodida, Argasidae. Bases 1 to 1056 code for a protein of 351 amino acids. The record is from RefSeq and is a predicted model, not a curated record. The transcript has a single exon. Gene Ontology annotation, biological process: DNA integration. Gene Ontology annotation, molecular function: nucleic acid binding.